Diutina rugosa is the source of this 960-nucleotide messenger RNA. RefSeq names its product Mec3p (gene MEC3). Gene Ontology annotation, cellular component: checkpoint clamp complex; site of double-strand break. The record is from RefSeq and is a predicted model, not a curated record. Gene Ontology annotation, biological process: double-strand break repair via homologous recombination; meiotic DNA integrity checkpoint signaling; nucleotide-excision repair. NCBI's taxonomy places the organism in Eukaryota, Fungi, Ascomycota, Pichiomycetes, Serinales, Debaryomycetaceae. The coding region runs from base 1 to 960 and encodes 319 amino acids. The transcript has a single exon.
AUGAGACUCCAUUUGCACAGCCACAACCCCGGCAAGCUCCGCACCGUGGUCCAAUUGGUACUGAGCGUACGGAAACGGGCAGUGUUUCGGUUUCUGCCGCGAAACCUAGUGGUAUUUACUCCUGACGGAAGAGCCGACGGCGAACCCCAAGUAUGGUGCCAAAUCAAGCUUAAGCUGGUGUUUGCCCAUGCUGAUAUCCGCAGUUUAAGAGAUAAUGUUGUUGAGCUAGAAUUGGUGGCGGACCAGGUGGCGCAGGUGUUGAAAAUGUUCGAUCAGGAUAUGGCGGCGCUGCUUUCGAUCAAACUUGUGGCUGAGGCGAAAACGGCGCCGGCGGCGCUGGGCGCAGCGCUGGGAGCGCCAUCAACGACUCUGCUGCUGUCAGGACUGCGGCUGAGGGCUAGUCUCUGCUUCAGCUACGCGGCGCCGCUGGCGGUGGGGAGCGACUUGACGCGUACGUUCAAAAUACCCGUCAAAGUUUGUGGGCGCAAUUCCCCUCUAGCCCGCUUGGAGCCGCCGCCGGUAUCGCGCUACUCGCUGGCAGUGGAAUUGGCGCCGGCGUUUAUCCACACUUAUAGCCGCUUAGAGAAGUUCAGAAAGCUGGGGGAAGCGCUCCAGAUUUCUGUGGGCUCUGACGACCCCGGAAUGGCAUUUCGCCUUGAAGACGACGGCCGGUGUGUGGUGACUUUAUGGUAUAAGGAUGAGCUUAAGCGCGUGAGUUUCGAUCCGCAGGCGGACGACUUGCGCCACGCGGUGAUCACCGGCGCUGAUGGUGCGGGCGCCGAAGGCGCGGUGGCUAGUGUGAAGAUUGGCGACUGGCUAGGCACGCGACGGGUACUCCUGGUGUGUCGGACCAAUUUCCUCAUGUUUGCCGGCCGCGAUUGUGUCGUUCACCUGUGGCUUGACGACGAUAACGACGACGUCGAAAUUAAAUAUUACCUAAGCGGGUAUAGAUACGAAUAG